AGUCAGUUACGGUGUCAUGACGCCAGCGAUGUCGUCUUUAUGCUGCGUUCAUAGCCCUGUUAUUGUGCUGCUUUGUGUGACCAGUGGGCGAGCUAACUAACUAACUAAACCAACUAACUAGCACCCGCUGCAGUGAUGUAGCUCACAGGACUUGACCCUGCUGCUAACCGUUAGCUCAUGUUACGGUCCUCACUGGACUCGAGGACCUGCUCCUGACCCACUUAACAAACCGCGAGCUUAGCCACAUGCUAGCACACUCGCUGCUGUGAGUUAGCGAUGUGUCGAUGUUUUGUUUUUCUUUCCAUGUCUUCCAGCCUUUUAGCCUAGUCCGUUUCGUUUGUAUUCAGUUCGUGUGCUGCUGUGGAACAGACUAAACUCACCGCCCUCGCCGUCUUUCAUGCCGUGGUCGCUGUCCGGAGUGGAACUGCUGCUGUAAAGAUGUGGCAAAGUGUCGGACUCACGCUGCUGGUCAUUGUGGCCACACUUGUCUGUGCGCUGCUCUUCAUGAUGUUUGGUUGGUAUGUAGUCUGGCAGCUGUUCUUGUCCAAAUUCAAGUUCCUGCGUGAACUCGUCGGGGACGCCAGCACCCCACAGGCUGACAGUCAGCCGUCCGAAACCAAGAGCGAACGUCCCACUAACGCCCCGGCUCGCAGUCGCCCCAGGACUGCACGCCAAAGAGUUGCCUCUCCAGAAAGCACCUCAUAGAUCACGCAGAUGAAAACCUGUCUCACCACGACGGCUCAUCAGCUCUCGACAAAGCUGUACAAGAUCAUCGGACCCCUGCACUCUACACUACACAAGGACCUUGUGCACACGUAGUAUUCAAACCUCUGUCUCCUCACCAGGACACUUUAAACUGACCAGGCAGAUCUCCUGGUUAUAAAAGGGAAAAGCCAUUCAUUAAUGUACAUUUUGUCCAUUUCUUUAUGUCCUCUGUUCAUAUGUUUAAUCAUGUACAGUCGUUUAUACUAAACAGUGAGUCUCGGGCUUCACUCUCCACCUCUGUGGAGUAUAAAGCUGCUCCCACGCGCACACAGACGUGUAUAUUCUCUCACCUUCACGUUGUAAUGGCGUAUUUUUAGCAGAUAACUGUCGACACUGAGCUCGUCUGCAUCAUUUCAACACGAGCCGCUGAAGACAACUGACAACUCUUACUGUAUAUAAAAGAUGUAACAAAGUGCAAUGAAGGAACGUCCACAGUGCUGCAUCUGUGAGGUAGAAACUGUUGUGCUUGGUAGGAAAUGCCCAAAGACAAAUGACAAGGCUUCAUUCCAGUCGUGUACAAUCUGACCUAAUUCUUGCAACUUCUCCUCCGCUCUGUUUUCAUAGAUUUAUUUUUACUUGAAAAGUCGGGAGAAUGUUCCUUUUAAGCGAUAGUCGGUGCUGAUGAAGCAUAGUUAGCAUAGCGACAGCACAACGCUAACCCACUGCAGAAAAUAAAGGUGUGUGUGUUCCCUGUGCCUCCGUCUGUACUAGUGCCUGUCGACAUGGCAUCCACCGUUACUGUUACCUGGCCUCAUGUUGUAUAACCAACAGUAGCUUUGUGCUUAAAUCAUCAAAGCUGAACCAGGGCCCAGUCAAUAUUCCCUCCAGGUACAACUCAUGUAACGAUUGCACCUUUUUAUUAGCAAUGACUUGCUUUUCUUCAGAGGAGCUGUAGCUUCAAAUAAAUAAUGCCAUGAAUAUGA
Molecule: messenger RNA, 1688 nt
Organism: Solea senegalensis (Senegalese sole)
Lineage: Eukaryota; Metazoa; Chordata; Actinopteri; Pleuronectiformes; Soleidae
Gene: smim13
Product: small integral membrane protein 13
Exons: 2
Coding region: 439-705 (88 amino acids)
Source: RefSeq, a predicted model, not a curated record